CUACAAGAAGGGCGAGUGCGGGAGGAUUUCCUCAUUCUUUGUGCGUAGAAGUUGGUGGAAAUGACUGGACGAGUGAAAACCGGCUGCAAAGCCAAGGCUAAGCCUAAGUCACGCUCGUCCCGGGCCGGACUGCAGUUCCCGGUGGGCCGUGUUCAUCGGCUCAUGAGAAAGCGAAACUAUGGUGAGCGGGUGGGUGCCGGAGCCCGGUCUAUCUGGCUGCUGUGCUGUCCCGUCUCCAACGCACCCCAUCCUCCUGACCGGCAACGCAUCAUCCCCAGACACCUGCAACUGGCCGUCCACAAUGACGAGGAGCUCAACAAGCUGCUGGGAGGGGUGACCAUCGCUCAAGGCGGGGUGCUGCCCAAUAUCCAGGCCGUGUUGCUGCCCAAGAAAACCAGUGCAGCCUCUGGCACCAAGAGCAAGUAGAUCAGCGAAACCUCAAUCUAACGACCCAAAGGCUCUUUUCAGAGCCACCUA
Molecule: messenger RNA, 477 nt
Organism: Amblyraja radiata (thorny skate)
Lineage: Eukaryota; Metazoa; Chordata; Chondrichthyes; Rajiformes; Rajidae
Product: histone H2AX-like
Exons: 2
Coding region: 61-426 (121 amino acids)
Cellular component (GO): nucleosome
Molecular function (GO): DNA binding; structural constituent of chromatin; protein heterodimerization activity
Source: RefSeq, a predicted model, not a curated record